Molecule: messenger RNA, 11119 nt
Organism: Myripristis murdjan (pinecone soldierfish)
Lineage: Eukaryota; Metazoa; Chordata; Actinopteri; Holocentriformes; Holocentridae
Gene: lrba
Product: LPS-responsive vesicle trafficking, beach and anchor containing
Exons: 57
Coding region: 756-9677 (2973 amino acids)
Biological process (GO): intracellular protein localization
Cellular component (GO): cytosol; membrane
Molecular function (GO): protein kinase binding
Source: RefSeq, a predicted model, not a curated record
GCAUGCGCCGCUCGCUCAAGGGCUAUACUGUCAUGGCGGGGACGAGCUGGAGCUACCAGGGGUAAACCAGGAAGGGAAUGCAGUGUAACUGGGUUGACGCUGGCAUUUAAACAAGUGUUGGAGUUUCCUUGGGAGCACGGCGCGGACCUCCGUCUCUUGUCGACUCCCACCGGAGCUGCAGACGGACUUGACCGCCCUCCUCCAGUUUGGGAGUUUUGCUUGUGCCAAAGCGCACUACCUGUCAAGUGUUGAGAGGAGUCAAGCAAGCAGGCGACAAUAGCAACUUCCACUACCGAGGAUAUGAAAGUCACUGUAAACGCGUGUAUCGUCUGACAGAGGGGAGCAGUGGAGAGGAGGCUUGAGGGGCGAGCUCCGUCUCACUUGUCUGUAUUGUUGUUACCUGCAACACAGUCCGUUUUCCUCACGGCUUUUAACUGCAUUAAUCCAUCCGUCUCGUAUCAAGUUACGGAGCAGGGGAGUGGAGUACUUCUGUCGGGAGUCGGUGUGACAACUCCAGCCUUGCAGUGGCCGCGGCCAACAAAACCCUACUUGCGCUUCAACGAGGCACAUUUGCAAAACUAUUUUGGAUGGGGAGGGAAAUAUCUUCUUUGUUUGCCUGUAGACUGCCGACAACACACCUGAAGGGGAGAUAGACGCGGCAGUUUCUGUCAGCAGACCUUCGCUGCACUGUCGUCCAUUUGGAGGUGAACAGGUGCCUUACCUGUGAACGCCACCUGUCCUGCCCUUCCUUAGCAAUGGCUAGCGAAGAGACGCCGGGUGCUGCACCUCCGGGUGAUGGAAAAGACGGGAAAACGAGCACCAUGGCCAUCAACCCCGGGAUCCCUAUCAGGGGAAUAAGGAUGAAAUUCGCCGUGCUUGCCGGCCUGGUGGAAGUUGGGGAAGUUUCCAACCGAGACAUUGUGGAGACAGUGUUCAACCUGCUGGUGGGAGGCCAGUUUGACCUGGAGAUGAACUUCAUCAUCCAGGAGCCGGAGAGCAUCGUGUGCAUGGUGGAGCUGCUGGACCAGUGUGAGCCCACUUGCCAGGCUGAGGUCUGGAGCAUCUUCACUGCCAUUCUCAAAAAGAGUGUCCGCAACCUGCAGGCCUGCACUGACGUGGGUCUCAUCCAGCUGGUGCUCCAGCGUAUAUCCAGCACUGACAGCAUGAUCGCAGAUUUGCUGGUGGACAUGUUGGGCGUGCUGGCCAGCUACAGCAUCACAGUAAAAGAGCUAAAGCUUUUCUUCAGCAAACUGCAAGGCGAGAAAGGCCAGUGGCCGCCUCAUGCUGUGAAGCUGCUGUCCGUGCUGAAGUACAUGGCCCACAGGAACGGCCCUGACUCCUUCUUCAGCUUUCCAGGGAAAAGUGCAGCUGCCAUCGCUCUGCCUCCCAUAGCAAAAUGGCCAUAUCAGAAUGGAUUUACUUUCCACACGUGGCUCCGCAUGGACCCUCUCAACAACAUCAACGUUGACAAAGACAAGCCUUACCUGUACUGCUUCCGCACCAGUAAAGGCCUGGGUUACUCUGCACACUUUGUGGGCGGCUGUUUGAUAGUGACCUCAUUAAAAUCCAAGGGGAAGGGAUUCCAGCACUGUGUAAAGUACGACUUCAAACCACAGAAGUGGUACAUGGUGACAAUCGUUCACGUCUACAACCGCUGGAAAAACAGUGAGAUCAGCUGCUAUGUGAACGGGGAGCUGGCUUCCUACGGUGACAUCACGUGGUUUGUCAACACCAGCGAUACGUUUGACAAGUGUUUCCUGGGCUCAUCGGAAACGGCGGAUGCAAACCGUGUCUUCUGUGGACAGAUGGGGGCAGUUUACCUGUUUGGAGAGGCUCUCAGUGCUGCUCAGAUCCUGGCUAUCUAUCAGCUCGGCCCAGGAUACAAGGGCACAUUCAAGUACAAGGCUGAGAGUGACCUGCUGUUUGCGGAGCACCAUAAGACCUUGCUUUAUGACGGCAAGUUGUCCUCUAGCAUUGCCUUCAGCUACAACCCUCGCGCCACAGAUGCCCAGCUCUGCCUCGAGUCCUCCCCCAAGGACAACGCCUCCAUUUUUGUCCACUCACCCCAUGCCCUCAUGCUGCAGGAUGUGAAGGCAGUGGUGACCCACUCAGUUCAGAGUGGUGUACACUCUAUUGGAGGUGUGCAGGUCCUCUUCCCUCUGUUUGCACAGCUGGAUUACUGCCAGCCCAACAGCCAUGAGCUGGACACCUCUGUCUGCUGCACUUUGCUGUCCUUUGUGAUGGAGCUCUUGAAGAACUCAGUGGCUAUGCAAGAGCAGGUCCUGGCCUGCAAAGGCUUUCUGGUCAUUGGCUACGCUUUGGAGAAGUCUUCCAAGGUUCAUGUGACACGGCCGGUCCUGGACAUUGUGUUGGCCUUUGCCAGACACCUCAGCAACUUGCAGAACGGCGUCUUGCUGCUCAAGCAGCUGUGUGACCACAUUCUGUUCAACCCCGCCAUCUGGAUCCAUGCCCCUGCCAAGGUGCAGUUGACACUUUACACCUACGUGGCGACAGAGUUCAUCAGUACGGUGACCAUCUAUAACGCCAUACGCAGGGUGGGCACAGUACUGCAGAUCAUGCACACACUCAAGUACUAUUACUGGGUUGUCAACCCCCAGGACCGCAGUGGAGUUGUGCCUAAGGGCCUAGAUGGUCCAAGGCCUAACCAGAAGGAGAUCCACUCUCUCCGAGCUUUUCUGUUGCUGUUUGUCAAGCAGCUCAUCAUGAAGGAUCAUGGAGUCAAGGAAGAUGAGCUGCAGGGUAUCCUCAACUACCUGCUCACAAUGCAUGAGGAUGACAACCUCAUGGAUGUUCUGCAGCUGUUGGUGGCUCUGAUGUCUGAACAUCCUGGGUCCAUGGUCCAGGCCUUUGACCAGCGCAAUGGAAUACGUGUUAUCUACAAGCUGCUGGCCUCAAAAAGUGAAGGAAUUAGAGUGCAGGCACUCAAAGUCUUGGGCUACUUUCUGAAGCACUUGCCACCAAAGAGGAAAUCUGAGGUCAUGCUGGGUCACAGCCUCUUCUCCCUGCUCACCGAACGCCUGGUGCUCCACUCUAACCAGUUCUCCAUGACAACGUACAAUGUGCUCUUUGAGAUUCUUACAGAGCAGAUCUGCACUCAAGUGAUCCAUAAACAGCAUCCGGACCCCGACUCCACUGUGAAGAUUCUCAACCCACAGAUCCUGAAGGUGAUGGCUGCCCUGUUGAAGAACUCCCCUGCAUCCCCCGAGAGCAUGGAGGUGCGCAGGGUCUUCCUGUCAGACAUGAUCAAACUGUUCAAUAACAGCCGAGAGAACCGCAGGAGCCUGCUGCAGUGCUCCGUGUGGCAGGAGUGGAUGCUCUCACUGUGCUUCAUCAACCCGCGCAACAGCGAGGAGCAGAAGAUCACGGAGAUGGUGUACGCCAUCUUCCGCAUCCUGCUCUACCACGCCAUCAAGUAUGAGUGGGGCGGCUGGCGCGUCUGGGUGGACACCCUGUCCAUCACCCAUUCCAAGGUAACCUUUGAGCAGCACAAAGAGAACCUUUCCCGCAUGUUUCGUCAGUACCGACGGGAAUCGGCAGGAUCUGUCAGUACAGUCCGAACAAUCUCUGGUGCCAGCCAAACCUCUGAGAUCCUGGAAUGCACUAAUGGGCCACAUGGAGAGGAAACUGCCCCGUCCACUGUCAUUGAACUCACUGUGGAUGGGUUGUCCCAGAAACCCCCUGCUUCAGCAUCCACCAUCACCUCCAGUUCACCUGCGGCCACUGGUGAAAGGGAACAAACAUCCAUCACUGUGUCCAACAUCCUGGCCAGAGACGAAGAGGAAGACCAGAGGUUAGGUCAAGAGUCUUCCAGAGAUGGCUCGGAUGAUGGAAAAGAGACUGAAGCUACUGUGAUAAAGACAACUGAUCAAGAGGAAGUUGGUAGAGAAACCAGCCAGCAGGGAGCUAUGGCUGAGCCUUUCACUGACAAGAAUGAUAAUGAUGAUGAUACACAAACUGCAGCUAGUGCGCCGAUUGAAACGGACAGCACAAAAAACCCAGAAAUAGAUGGUGCAAAAGUAACAGAAACAAGUGAAGACACUACCACAAUGGAUGAUGUAAAGUCUCAUGAAAGUGACAUUAACAAAGAUGAAUCAUUAACGUCCAUGACUGAAGACUCUUUGAAUGAAACAGAUACGGGACUGCAGGUGGUAUCAGAGCCAGAAGUUAAGAAUGACCAAAUGUCUUCUGACACCUCAGGCUGUCUGGACAACAGUGUGGUGGGUGGAGCCUCUGUCUUCAACGAAGACCUAGUUGAUGUAUCGUCUGUUAGUGAUCAGGUCCGCCCUAGUGAUGCUGAUGAGAGCCAAGAGGAAUCCUCUUAUGUUUCUGCUGUUGCUGGAGAGGAAGGGGAGGAGGGAAAAUUGAGAGGAGAUGAAGAAGUAGAGGGUAAAGACAAACAGGAUGACCAGGAAGGACAGGAGUUAAAGACAGUGGAAAAACAUGAUGAUGGGGAGCAGGAAGUUAAAAUAGAGGAGAAAACUAAAGAAAGUGAAAAGAAAGAGGAGUCUGUCUUGGAGGGUCACAGUUUGGAAACGCCUCCACCUGAAACACCAGAAAAAAAUGUGAAAGAAACACCCAAAGAUGAGCAGGACAAACAGUCUUCCUCUGUCACUGACACCCCUGCUGCAAACCAGCCUCCCACAGAUGCCACGUCGCCCUCUACAGCCCAGGAGGCCACAGCAGCAUCAGACUCUGCCUCCUCCGCACCACCAAACCAGCUUUCAGAGACCACUGGCACCACCACAGAGGAAGCCCAGACAAAGGCCCCAGACAGCAGGACUCCUAGUUCUGACACACAGAGGAGUGCAGAUUCUGCCACCCGGACCAAAGAGAUCAAGAUUGCGAGGCUGGACGUGUCCAAUGUGGCCUUAGACACCGAAAGACUUGAAUUGAAGGGAACUGCUACAACUGAUAUCAGCCAAGGCCAGCCAGCAGCAGCAGCAGCAGCAGCAGCCGCCCCAGCAGCAGCAGUAGCUGGUGCCUCGGGCCAGUCCAGAGAGGGCAGCACCUCGGGGCCGCGCUCCACCAUGUUCCGCAUCCCAGAGUUCCGCUGGUCCCACAUGCACCAGCGCCUCCUCACUGACCUGCUCUUCUCCAUCGAGACAGAUGUCCAGAUGUGGAGGAGUCACUCAACGAAAACGGUUCUGGACUUUGUGAACAGCAGUGAGAACGUUGUGUUUGUCCACAACAGUGUCCACCUCAUCUCCCAGGUGGUGGACAAUCUCAUCAUGGCUUGUGGAGGCAUCCUGCCUCUGCUCUCUGCUGCCACCUCCUCCUCUCAUGAGCUGGAGAACAUUGAGCCGUCCCAGGGCUUGGCAGUGGAGGCCUCAGUCACAUUCCUACAGCGCCUCAUCAACCUCGUGGACGUUCUCAUCUUCGCCAGCUCCCUAAACUUCAAUGAGAUUGAAGCUGAGAAAAACAUGUCCUCAGGAGGCAUCCUCCGACAGUGCCUUCGCCUCGUUUGUGCAAUGGCAGUGAGAAAUUGUCUGGAGUGUCAGCAGCACGCCCACUUCAAGUCUGGCACAGAAAGCUCAGCACGCAGCUACACGGCCAUGCCAAGCACCCUGCUGGGGACAGCCAAGGCCAUGCCGGCACAGAGUCCUGUUGAUGUGGUGACUGGUGGAAUGUCUCCAGUCAGAGAUGUGGACCGGCUGCUUCAGGACAUGGACAUUAACCGCCUUAGGGCUGUAGUCUUCAGAGAUAUUGAGGACAGUAAGCAGGCUCAGUUUCUGGCUCUUGCUGUGGUCUACUUCAUCUCAGUCCUCAUGGUGUCCAAGUACCGCGACAUCCUGGAGCCCCAGAAUGACAAGAAACACCCACAGCGCUCCCAGUCUGCCAGGAGCACAGAUAGUGGUGCCAUUUCUGGUGGACUAGAUGUGGAGAACGGUGUGUCUCUUAGGCGGUACGACUCCGGCAUUGGUGACGAUCACACCUCAGCUGCCGCAAGCGAGGCUGAGUCGUCAUCGUCUGGUAUGACUCACGGCCCAGACGCCAUCUCAGAGGCCUUGUCUACACUGUCCUCUGAGGUCAGACCUGCUGCGUCCAGCGAUAAGGGCAAGAACGUAAAGGACAUUCUGCGCAGCUUGGUGAGCACACCAGCUGAUGAUAUCAUGGUGGACCCCAGUCUGUUGCCACCAGCAUUUCUAGGAAGUGUGGGCGACCCGGCCAGAGAAUCAGCACUGCAGUUCCGCUCCUUUGAUAGAAGCGUUGUCAUUGCACCCAAGAAAGCAGGCACGAUGCCAUCUCCAGGACCGUCCUCUGUUGCCACUCCCAUCCCAGCAGCCACUGCUGCCUCUGUGUCCGGUGGGACGCCCAUCAACAGCGUUGCCGUGGUUUCUGCUGGCGAUGCCUCCCAGAGCACCUCUGCAGAGACUGCAGCUGCAGGCGGCCAGGUUCCAGCCAGCACUAGCUUGCCAUCUGUCCCCUCACUCUCCCCCAUGACCCAGCACACAGCCCCCAAUAUGAGUAUCUCUGAGCGUCUAGAGCAUGCUCUGGAGAAAGCAGCUCCUCUGCUGAGGGAGAUCUUUGUGGACUUUGCCCCCUUUCUUUCUCGGACGCUUCUAGGCAGCCACGGACAAGAACUCCUGAUCGAGGGCACCAGCCUGGUGUGUAUGAAGUCCAGCAGCUCAGUGGUGGAGCUGGUCAUGCUGCUGUGUUCACAGGAAUGGCAGAACUCGAUCCAGAAGAAUGCAGGACUGGCCUUUAUUGAGCUGGUCAAUGAGGGCAGACUGCUGAGUCACACCAUGAAAGACCACUUGGUGCGUGUGGCUAACGAAGCUGAGUUCAUCCUCAGCCGACAGAGGGCUGAAGACAUCCAUAAACAUGCAGAGUUUGAGUCUUACUGUGCUCAGUAUGCAGCCGAGAAGCGAGAUGAGGAGAAGAUGUGUGACCACCUGAUCCGAGCAGCCAAAUACCGUGACCAUGUGACAGCCACACAGCUCAUCCAGAAGAUAGUCAACAUCCUGACUGACAAACAUGGAGCCUGGGGAAACUCCUCCAUCAGCCGGCCGAGGGAGUUCUGGCGCCUGGACUACUGGGAGGACGAUUUAAGGCGCCGACGUCGCUUCAUCAGGAACCCCUUCGGAUCCACUCACUCUGAGGCUACGCUCAAAGCUGCAGCCGAACAUGCGGCUGAUAUAACUGCUUCCGAGGAGGAUAUUCUCAAAGGCAAGCAGUCCAUCCGAAGUCAAGCUCUGGGAAAUCAAAACUCGGAGAGUGAGUUAUUGUUGGAUGGAGACGAUGACACUCUGUCAUCCUUGGAGGACAAGGAGUUGGAGAACUUAACAGGCCCAGUAAACUUGAGCACCGCUGCUCAGCUAGUCGCUCCGGCCGUAGUGGUGAAAGGCACCCUGUCCAUCACUGCCUCGGAGCUCUACUUUGAGGUGGAUGAGGAAGAGCCUGGCUUCAAGGCCAUCGAUCCAAAGAUUCUAGCCUAUACAGAGGGUCUCCAUGGAAAAUGGCUGUUCACAGAGAUUCGCGCCAUCUUUUCCAGACGCUACCUACUGCAGAACACAGCCUUGGAAAUUUUCAUGGCCAACAGAACGGCAGUCAUGUUCAACCUGCCAGACGCGGCCACAGUCAAGAAGGUGGUCCACUGCCUUCCUCGUGUUGGGGUGGGCACCAACUUUGGCCUUCCACAGACAAGACGCAUUUCUCUGGCCAGCCCCAAGCAGCUGUUCAAGGCAUCCAACAUGACCCAGCGCUGGCAGCGUCGUGAGAUCUCCAACUUUGAAUACCUGAUCUUUCUCAACACUAUCUCUGGCCGCACCUAUAAUGACCUCAACCAGUACCCAGUUUUCCCUUGGGUGAUCACCAACUAUGAGUCAGAGGAGCUCGACCUUACACUGCCCAGUAACUUCAGAGACCUGUCCAAGCCCAUCGGUGCUCUGAACCCCAAGAGGGCAGCGUUCUUCUCAGACCGCUUUGAGUCCUGGGAGGAUGAGCAGGUUCCCAAGUUCCACUAUGGCACCCACUACUCCACCUCAAGCUUCACCCAGAUGUGGCUGCUGCGUAUCGAGCCCUUCACCACGUUCUUCCUCAACUUCCAAGGAGGGAAGUUUGACCACGCUGACCGCACAUUCUCCUCAGUGUCCCGGGCCUGGAGGAACUGCCAGCGAGACACAUCUGAUGUCAAGGAGCUGAUCCCAGAGUUCUUCUACCUCCCGGAGAUGUUUGUUAACUCCAACAACUACAACCUCGGGGUGAUGGAGGAUGGCACCGUGGUGUCCGAUGUGGAGCUGCCACCCUGGGCCAAGAGCCCCGAGGAGUUUGUGCGCAUCAACCGACUGGCUCUAGAGAGUGAGUUUGUUUCCUGCCAGCUCCACCAGUGGAUCGAUCUAAUCUUUGGCUACAAGCAGCAGGGACCUGAAGCCACCAGAGCCCUCAAUGUUUUCUAUUACCUGACCUAUGAAGGCGCAGUCAACCUCAGCUCCAUCAGCGACCCCAUGCUCAGAGAGGCUGUGGAGUCACAGAUUAGGAGCUUCGGACAGACCCCCUGCCAACUACUCAUCGAGCCACACCCACCCCGGAGCUCUGCCAUGCAAGUGACCCCUCUGAUGUUUACGGAGCAGAUGCAGCAGGAUGUUAUUAUGGUAUUGAAGUUCCCCUCCAAUUCUCCUGUGACGCACGUUGCGGCCAACACCCAGACAGGACUAACAUCACCUGCCAUCAUUACCGUCACCGCCAGCCGCCUCUUUGCUGUCAACAAGUGGCAUGGCCUGACAGGUCAUCAGAGCUCAACGGUGCAGGACCAGCAGUACCAACUUCCUGUGGAAAUUGACCCUCUGAUAGCCAAUAACGUGGGCAGUCAUCGUCGUCAGAUCUCAGACCUGCUGGACCAGAGCAUUCAGAUCAGCUCCCACUGUUUCAUCAUCACCGCAGACAACCGCUUCAUCCUGCUGUGUGGCUUCUGGGACAAGAGCUUCCGAGUCUACUCCACUGACUCAGGAAAACUGACUCAGAUCGUCUUCGGGCACCGGGACGUGGUGACGUGCCUGGCGAGGUCUGAGUCCUACAUCGGAGGAGACUGCUAUGUCCUGUCAGGCUCCAGAGAUGCCACCCUGCUCCUCUGGUACUGGAACGGCAAGCACAGCAGCAUUGGAGAGAGCCCAGGCACAGAGUUUGUCACACCCCGAGCCAUCCUGACAGGCCAUGACUGUGAAGUGACAUGUGCCAGUGUGUGUGCCGAGCUGGGUCUCGUCAUCAGUGCCUGCAAGGAGGGUCCUUGUCUGAUCCAUUCCAUGAAUGGGGACCUGCUGCGGACCCUUGAGGGCCCAGAGCACUGCACACGACCCCGCCUUAUCCAGUCCUCCAGCGAAGGCCACUGUGUGAUCUACUAUGAGAAGGGACAGUUCUGCCUCUUCAGUGUCAACGGCAAGCUGCUCGGACACAUGGAGGUGGAUGAAAACAUCAAGGCCAUGCUGCUUAGUCGUGAUGGCCAGUAUCUGCUGAUAGGGGGCGAUGGAGGUGUGGUGUCUGUCUGGCAGGUCCACAACCUCAAGCAGCUCUUCACCUACCCCGGCUGUGACGCAGGAAUCCGCGCCAUGGCCAUGUCGCACGACCAAAGGUGCAUCAUAACUGGCAUGGCAUCCGGGAGUAUCGUGCUCUUCUACAACGACUUCAACAGAUGGCACCAUGAGUACCAGACCAGAUACUGAGCUGGCAGCAGCACAAAUUUGACUGACAAAGUUGCAUACUUAUGGGCGAUUCAAACUGGGCGUCUAUUCCACGUCUGACUCCUGUCAGUGGCACUAUUCUGUCCAUAUUCUGAUAUCCUGAAUGUAUCUCAAUGAAAGAAGAAAAAAAAAUUGAGCUGUUAUAGCAAAAGAAUUAAACUAUUUUUAAAAAGAAGGGCAUUGCUAUAUUUUGUAGAUCAUAUAGAAAAUUUUCAUAUAAUAUAAAUCAUAGGGUGGGGGUUAUAUUACUGUAUGGUUAAAAACAAAUCUAUUUUUAGCUGUAAGAGUCUAUUUUCAUCUCCUCAGAAGGAAAAUAAGGAUUUCUGUGGAACUAGUGAGAACCAUAUCUAUGGACUUAAAAAUCCAAAUAUUUGUGUACUUUAGGGUGAGUGAUUUUUUUCUCUCAGUAGGUGUGACCAUGUGGGGAAUAAUUAUUGUCAUUCAUUUUUAAUAUUUUUUGCUAUUGUGGCAACAUGAGAUAGAUUGAACUGAAAGUUCUCAGCAAAUAAUAACUGAGUACUUGUUACUGGAUAUAAAGAAAUAAAUAAGGAGGGAAUAUACAUAUAAAUAUAUCCUGUUUAAAUGUAGUCAUCCAUGUUCUGAAAAUGCAUAUCCAUUUCCUCUGUACCUCUUGUGCUUGCUAAGAGAUUGCACUUCCAUGCAUGGCUCACAACUCGAGUAUAACUUAUCAGACCUUUCAUAUUACCAUCUAAUAUGUGUAACGGCACACAUGGAACAAAACUUGCCAGCAAUAGCGUUUUAGAGUUACUUGAUGAGCUUUAUAUAAAUACAGGUAGUUGAGGAUGUCAGGAAAACCAUGUCAGGGGUUCUGCUCCCUUCUUUUUUUAGCCCGUAAGCGACUGAAAAGGCAAACACCUGAUUGUGUUUCUCAUUACACAUUUCCAGACAGGAGAAUCCUGAUCAGUGUCCACAGUGGAAAUGGAGUGAGGCUAUGACAGGUGAUUGGCACGGGGGCGGGGAAAAUUCAGAGCUGUUUUUUGCAAUACGUCUUAAAACCGUGUCCAAACCACGCUAGCAUCUUCAGAGUCCUCUUUGAGUCCUGUCUCCAAACCAGCUAACCACAAAGAGAGAUGUGCAAUGAAAGGGAGGACUUGUUGCAUUGCACUGACUGUGGUCAUUUCCUCAUUAAGACAGCCUAGAUCGCAGAUUGUGUAGUUUUGAUUCUAACCCAGCGCUAAAAUGGCAAUGAGAUGCAUAUUCCAUGAGCCCUCAGUAUAAUAAAUGUCCUACUGUACCUUGUUUUGAGGAAACAUUCCUUUGAGUUGAUCUGAGCUUGGUGUGGUUUGAGUCUCCAAUUAAAUGACAUCUACUGUACCUUUAUCACUCAAUAUUUUUGGCAAUCAUUUUGGAGUGUUUUUGAUGUGUGCUGAGUUCUGACAAUAAAAUGGAAUUUUAUAACUUGA